AUGGCCCAUUUCCGUCACAUUCACGAUCUUCCCGAUGAGCUACUGAGCGAAGUGUUGUAUUUCCUGGUGCUAUCUCAAUCUAAACCCGAGCCUGGAGUCCGUGCAAUAAAUCGCGGCAGCUAUAAGAAUCGUCAAUCAUUUGGGUUUGGAGAAACUUCGGAUCUCGAUCGAUUCCGACUCGUUUGUACCCGAUUCAUGCGGAUCGCCACCCCGCGCAAGUUUUCGCACUUCAACCUGCGCUUCUCUGAGAAGGGAUUUCGACGGCUGGACGAGCUUCUCCAGAUGCAGUUGGCCUGCUAUGUCAAAUCCAUGACCUAUCUGGUGCGACCUUUCUAUCAAGGCAAUGGCCUGGCGCCGAUGCUUCACUCGUUCGGCACGAAACAUCCAGCCCUCGCAAAAGUACAUCGUGGUCGUCUACGAGAGCAAAUAGACCUGGUCAGCAAUGGUACCGAUCUAUCACAGCUUCGCACGGCGAUCGCCUCGUUCUCCGCACUUCAACAACUCAAACUCCUCCGUGUGCAAGAUGGAGCAGAUGAAAUACUGCUUGAUUUCGUCGACGAUUACGACCUCAUAAAUGAGACUGCCAAUUCCCAAGAUACUACUCACUUUAGCUUUGAAUAUGCAUGUGCACGUGCAAUAAGAAACCUCGGAAUUUCACUAGUAGAGUCCCAACGGACAUCUAUCCGCUUCAUAGGGCACCAAAUUAACCCUGAAGCAACCCUCCAACUUCUCCAUGUUCCCUCGACAGCCCUCGCUGCUGUGGGACCCCGGAUCACAAGUCUCGACAUUAACUUCCACUGCGAAUCAGACAUUUCGCCCAUAAUGACGGAACUGUCAGAUGUUUUUAAAAACUUUUUCCUUGAAGCAAAAAACCUCGUCGCAAUCCACAUUGGCUUUCUCCCAGAACACCCCUUCUCCAUCACUCUCGACACAAUAUUCCACGGCUUUCAUUGGAAAACCCUCCGUAUGCUUAGUCUGCAAGGCUGGUACCUUACCCCCGAGGAUCUCAUUUUACUGCUCCGUCGCCACCACGCACACCUCCGUGCUCUUCACCUAGCAUUGAUCUCCCUUCGAGCUGGAAAAUGGGCCUCGGUACUGAACGUCCUACGCCACGAAAUGCAACGUCUAGAUCGCCUCGAGUUGAGGCAAAUUCGGUACGACAAAAGCUUUAUUUCCAACGACGCGGAAAUCAUCGAACCUGUUCCGCUCCCACCACACUCUUCCUCGUCAAAAGUCCAGUGGUUAUCGGCGGAUGAGUUAGGUGACGAUGGCGUUCAUGUCAGGAGGGGUCAGGAGCGGCUUUGGGAGACGUGGGUUCUAACUGGGAGGUGGCAAAAUGAGCGAGGGCAGGUUUCAAAUGGAUAUCAGAAUGGAUAUCAGAAUGGAUAUCAGAAUGGAAAUGGGAAUGGAUAUGGGAAUGGACACGAGAAUAGGGCUAUAAAUACGACGGAAUCGCCUUAA
This is a messenger RNA of Penicillium manginii, 1461 nucleotides long. Its product is annotated as F-box domain protein. The transcript has 2 exons. The record is from RefSeq and is a predicted model, not a curated record. The coding region runs from base 1 to 1461 and encodes 486 amino acids. NCBI's taxonomy places the organism in Eukaryota, Fungi, Ascomycota, Eurotiomycetes, Eurotiales, Aspergillaceae.